AAAUGCCUCCAAUUUUAGUUAUGACCCUAACUGCUAAAGCUCGUUUAAUAUAAAACAAUUAUACCAUUUCCAUUUUGGCGGAUAGUGGCUUUAAAAAUAUCUACCUUGAGCCUUUCGACUUACGGUAGAUAAUUCGCCACUAUCAAUCUCAAUGGAAAUGUAUAAUUGUUAAAUAUUCACUUGUGCCAAAAUUACCAAACAAGUAAGUACGCGUCAUGGCUAGACCAUGAAGUUUCCACGUCGCGGCAUAGAGAAAAACGUCGUGGUAUAGAAAAAAAGGUCGCGAUAUGUAUGGAGUAAAACGUCGCGGUAUGGAGAAAUAUAUCAGACAGGGUCCAUUUCAAUGUGCAUUUCACGUCUUUCUCUGUGAAUUUGUCUUUUUUUGCGGCUGCUGUCGCCUUUUUCUGUGCGUUUUUAUAUGCCUAAAAUUCCUGUUUUAGCAAGCGAGAGCUCUAGAGGAGCAAAAAAGGAAAAUUUGUUUUACCUUUCUCUCCCCCCCAGCUGUCUCUCUGCUAAAACAAAAUCUUACAACCAAGUAUGUCGUUAAAAAAGCGAGCAAAAUAAGGAUAAAACACAAAUGAAACUGAUCCGAUAUCAAAACUGAGGUCGGUUCCUAAAAGGUGAAUAUGUCAGAAGCGAUAAAGAAAUAACUGUCCUCUCAGAGAAUCACAUGUCCCGCUAUGUACGGCACCAGUACAAUUGGUUAAAAAACUUUAAAAAAUGAAUACUUCAAAACAAGGAGAAUGACCCACUGCAAACGAAACGGGGUGAAAACAACAAAUAAACAAAACCACUUCUUUUAAAUGCCACAUUGGCACAUGGAAUACAAAAAAAUAUUAUAUUUUCCCUUUUUUACGCAGUAGCAGAGGAUUCGCAGUGGAUUCAAAGUAUUCUAUAUUUGUCGAGAAAGGGCAAGCGAAUCUGAAUUGGGCUUUGUUAUCUGUUAGCUGGAUCUUAUGAAAAAAGAGUGUAAUUGAGAGCAUCCUCCUUUUGCUAAUUAACAAGUGUGUGCACUACGCAUCUCGUCGUAAUCCAUAGGUUAACACGAAUUUCUUCUUUGGCCGACUCGUGCGUAAGCUUCCAAAGUUUUAUUACCUUGGUGGAUCUAAAUAGGCAAAAGUGUUCUGCAGAUGUCGUAAAUUGUGUUAAUUUGUGCGCAAUUUAUGUUAACUGUCGACAUUGUAUAUACUUGGGAUAAGCUUUGUGUUUUUGUUAUACAAUGCGCAUUGCCGGCAGAGGCGGGGGUUCACAUCCCCCAAGAAGACUUGGUAAUCGUUUCACCAUAAUUAACUCCGGUUUAAAACGGCUGCAGCAGAGGCGCUAGAGGUGUAAGUCUAGCCUGAGAAAGAACCAGCAAUAACCGACUCAACUGUUCCUAGUGGUCCGUAGCAGUAUUCUACCCAGCUUAAGGAAAAAUACAAAGCCUCGAUUGGACGACAUAUGAUCGUACUCGAUCGCCCACGAUCGCAGGGCGAGUCUCCAUAUAAUCGCACACAAUCGCAGGGCGAGUCUCCAUAUAAUCGCACACGAUCAUCGCAGGGCGAGUCUCCAUAUAAUCGCACACGAUCGCAGGGUACUUCCGCAUUAGACCGCGUUUAAGGCAAGGCGAAGGCAAGGAGUCUGGCGACACGGCCCACAGGAAAUUCCGAUAAUGUUCAACAGCACGUUCAACUUCACAUCUGCAAACGCCACGCUCAUUAGCAAUGCCACGAGCCAUGCUACCUUCAAUGCGACCACGGUACCUGGUCAACCGUUUUACCACAAAGAGCCCGAGGCGCUUGAAACGUUUCGCAAGUUUGUGUUCGGGGUUGUGAUUUUCGCCGCGUUGCUUGGCAACACGAUCGUGAUCCAGGCAAUCAGGACGGGUCCAUCGAGAAAGCCAUUCACCUACUACCUGGUGACAAGCCUGUCAGUGGCAGAGUUAAUCAGCUCGUUUUGCCUCAUCUUCUUGUUCGACUACGAGGAGCGUCUAACUUGGGUAUUUGGCGAGUUCAUGUGUCUCACCACCCUUCCCAUUAUAACCAUCACGUUUACCGUGGUCACGCACAACCUCGCCGCCAUUGCUCUGUACCGUUACCGAGUAGUUGUCACGCCACACAAGCGACCGCCUUCACGCAAGGUCGCGUUUGGAUGUAUCUUAGCAACCUGGGUGUUCCCAAUUAUCAUUUCGAUUCCUAAUAACAUACAACACAUACACGAGGAGAAAGAUGGCGAUGAAGUAUGGUGCUACGAACAGGACCCUCUGAUAAACUAUAGCUUGGCGCGCUUUUUCCUCUGUUUUGCGAUACCCAUGAUGAUUAUGGUCGUUGCCUACGGGCUCUCUGCUCUACAGAUUCGUCAGCACAUGAACAUCCUUCAGACGAAGCACCGCCAACGCCUAAAUUCGAACAUUGGUUCCAUGAAUGGUGAAAACAACCGGCUGUCAAUCACCGCGACCACGACCCAAGGCUCCAUCAAUAACCUUCACAGACAGAUUCCACAGAACCAGACAAAGGGCUCGUACAACAACCUACAGCUAGGCGCAGGGCAGGCGCACGAGAUAGGUGAACCCGUGCAGUACAUCGCAGGAGACAAGCCUCAGAUAGUUAUACAUUCACCACAAGGGAUUAGUAGAGUUGAAAGCAGCAUGAUGGAGUCGGAGCGUGACGUUAUCAGGAUGUUUUACGCUAUCGUUCUUAUAUUUCUGCUGUGCUACAUUCCAUACCAGAUCUUCUACCUAAUUUCGUACUUUGAGGUGAUAAGCAACAACUCGCCGUAUUAUUAUCUGGUCCGCAAGUAUCUCGUUCUCCUAACCUGUUUUCCCAGUGCACUUCACCCGCUCUGCUACGGGACCAUGAGCAGAUUCUACGCCAAGGCUUUCUCAGCUUUCAUCCUCUGCAAAUGUAAGAAUCGAGAAUUGUAAAGACGUCAUGAGUCCGAGGUUUGAUGAUGCGAGUUCUAAGUUCUAGAGAUAACGUCACGUGUUUUUAACCUGAAUAGGUUUAUAACGUUUUGUAGCACUAGAGCUAACUUGAGUUAUAAAGCUUGCGUCACGACUUUUAGGGCUGACAUCACAGGGUUAAGAGCUGACGUCACUGGUUUUAGGGCUGACGUCACUAGUUUUAGAUCUGACGUCACAAAUUUUAGAGCUGACGUGACAAAUUUUAGAGCUGACGUCAGGACUAGUUUUGGAGCUGACAUGACUAGUUUAAGAGCUGACACCACUAGUUUUAGAGCUGACAUCACAAGGUUUAGAGCUGACGUCACUAAUUUUAGAGCUGACGUCACGACUAGUUUUAGUGCUAUACAAUACAAUACAAUAUAAUUUAUUUGUACCACAAGAUUAAGACCUAAAGAAAUCCAGGGUUUCAUUUUAAACUUAAUUUCCUUUCUUGACACCUUUCUAAGUGGUACAUGACAAUCAAUGAUCUCAGUGCUGACAUGAAUAGUUUAAGAGCUGACAUCACUAGUUUUAGAGCUGAUGUCAAUAAUUUUAGAGCUGACGUCACUAGUUUUAGAGCUGACGUCACGACUAUUUUUAGAGCUGACAUCACUUAUUUUAGAGCUGACGUCGCUAAUUUUAGAGCUGGCGUCACGACUAGUUUUAGAGCUGACAUGAAUAGUUUUAGAGCUGAUGUCAAUGAUUUUAGAGCUGACAUCACUAGUUUUAGAGCUGACAUCAUUGUUUUAGAAGUGACGUCGCUUGUUUUAGAGCUGACGUCACUAGUUUUAGAGCUGACUUUACAAGGUUUAGAGCUGACGUCACUAGUUUUAGAGCUGACGUCACUAGUUUUAGAGCUGACAUCAUUUGUUUUAGAAGUGACGUCACUGUUUUAAAGCUGACGUCACUAGUUUUAGAGCUGACGUCGCUAGUUUAGAGCUGACUUUACAAGGUUUAGAGCUAAAUCAAAAUGUUGUAGAGCAAACGUCACAUGUGGUCAAGCUUACGUCACGGUUUAUAAAGCUGCUGAAUUAUGAAGAAAUGACGUUAUGAGUUAUAGUUAUGACGGCAACAUAACUGUUGUUUUUGAGUAGUUUCAAAGUUUGCUUCUUCGAGUUCCAAUACUUUUGUACAUUAUAUAUCCACAACUUGCUUUUAUAGCAUAUGAUAGUCUAAGCUAAUAAAGGAAUCAUUAUUGUCAGCCUGAA
Nematostella vectensis (starlet sea anemone) is the source of this 4128-nucleotide messenger RNA. Its product is annotated as neuropeptide Y receptor type 1. The transcript has 9 exons. Gene Ontology annotation, biological process: G protein-coupled receptor signaling pathway. The record is from RefSeq and is a predicted model, not a curated record. Gene Ontology annotation, cellular component: membrane. Bases 1652 to 2902 code for a protein of 416 amino acids. Gene Ontology annotation, molecular function: G protein-coupled receptor activity; peptide binding. NCBI's taxonomy places the organism in Eukaryota, Metazoa, Cnidaria, Anthozoa, Actiniaria, Edwardsiidae.